Molecule: messenger RNA, 3036 nt
Organism: Helobdella robusta
Lineage: Eukaryota; Metazoa; Annelida; Clitellata; Rhynchobdellida; Glossiphoniidae
Exons: 23
Coding region: 1-3036 (1011 amino acids)
Biological process (GO): intracellular potassium ion homeostasis; intracellular sodium ion homeostasis; sodium ion export across plasma membrane
Cellular component (GO): membrane
Molecular function (GO): ATP binding; P-type sodium:potassium-exchanging transporter activity; ATP hydrolysis activity
Source: RefSeq, a predicted model, not a curated record
AUGAGAGAACGAGAAAGAGAAAGAGAAGAGGAAAGAAGAGAAGUAGACGAAAAAGAAAGAGAAGGAAAAAAGAAAGGAAAAAGAAAACGAAAGAAAAAUAAGGAUGAAAGCGAUCUGGAACAGUUGAAGAGGGAAGUCGAAAUGUCCGACCACAAGCUGAGCCUGGCGGAGCUCGCUUCAAAAUAUCAAACUGAUCUUCAAAGGGGUCUAAGAAUAGAACAGUACAAGGAAAUCUUGUCACGUGAUGGCCCCAAUCAACUUACCCCACCAAAAACUGUUCCGGAAUGGAUUAAAUUUUGUAAGCAGUUGUUUGGUGGGUUCUCCAUGCUGUUGUGGAUAGGAGCGGUCUUGUGCUUUGUGGCUUACGGCAUCGUCGUUUCGUCCGUAGAGAGUCCGCCCGGAGAUCACUUAUACUUGGGCAUCGUGUUGACGGGUGUCGUCAUCGUCACAGGCAUAUUCUCCUACUAUCAAGAGGCCAAAAGUUCAAAAAUUAUGGAAUCUUUCAAAAAUAUGGUUCCUCAGUUCGCAUUAGUGAUAAGAGAAGGCGAGAAGUUGAACGUGAGAGCCGAGGACCUGGUAAUUGGAGACCUCGUUGAAAUUAAAUCUGGUGACAGAGUGCCGGCUGAUGUCAGGAUAAUUUCAUGCAGUGGAUUCAAGGUUGACAAUUCUUCUCUAACUGGCGAGUCUGAGCCGCAGAGUAGAGUGGUUGAAUGCACGCACGAUGCACCGCUGGAGGCGAAGAACCUGGCAUUCUUCUCCACGAACGCCGUCGAAGGGACGGCAAGGGGGAUCGUGGUAAACACCGGUGAUCGUACAGUCAUCGGUCGAAUCGCCAACUUGGCCUCGGGAAUUGAGAUGAGCGAAACUCCAAUUGCGAAGGAAAUCGCUCAUUUCAUCCACCUCAUCACCGGUGUGGCUGUUUUCUUAGGUGUGGUUUUCUUCAUCAUCGCAUUCAUUCUCGGCUACAACUGGCUUGACGCCGUUAUUUUCCUGAUUGGAAUCAUCGUCGCCAAUGUGCCUGAGGGAUUGCUUGCUACUGUUACUGUCUGCCUGACAUUAACCGCCAAACGAAUGGCCAAGAAGAACUGCCUUGUGAAGCACCUGGAAGCGGUGGAGACGUUGGGGUCGACUUCAACAAUAUGCUCCGACAAAACGGGAACCCUCACACAAAAUCGAAUGACGGUCUCACACAUGUGGCUCGAUGAUACUUUCUUUCAAAUUGAUCUCACCAAAUCAAAUGAUGCGUUGAGAUCGCCUAAGCUAUCCAGAUCUUGGAAUGAAUAUUCUCGAGUUGGCAUGCUGUGCAGUAGGGCCGAGUUCAAAAGAGGUCAAGAAAAUAUUGAAGUAAUGAAAAGAGAGUGCAUUGGUGACGCUUCGGAGUCGGCCAUCUUGAAGAUCAUGGAACUUGGAGGAACUAACGUUGAAGAGUACAGGCAACGAUUAAGGAAAGUCUGCGAGGUCCCGUUCAACUCUGUUAAUAAGUACCAGCUCUCCAUACAUGAACUGGAAAACGAAAAUGAUUUCAGCUCCCACAUCCUCGUCAUGAAAGGUGCUCCUGAAAAAAUUUUUGAAAAAUGUAACAGGAUUUUAAUGCACGGCACAGGGCUGGAAUUGAACAAAUACUGGAAAAGGCGUUUCGACAUGCACUGCCUAAGACUUGGAAAUAUCGGGGAUAGAGUUUUAGGGUUUUGUGACUUGGAACUGCCAAAAGAUUCCUACCCUAGAGGUUUUGAAUUUAAUGCAGAUGACAUCAACUUUCCAGUCACUGGGCUUAGAUUUUUAGGACUCAUUUCGAUGGUUGAUCCGCCGAGAGCCAACGUACCUGAUGCUGUGAGAAAAUGCAGAAGUGCGGGCAUAAAGGUGAUCAUGGUGACUGGCGACCACCCGACCACAGCCAUGGCCAUUGCAAAAAAUGUCGGAAUUAUAACAGAAGGUGAGGCAACGAAAGCGUGCGUAGUGCACGGAUCUCAACUGAAAGAGAUGGACCAAGAUGAAGUGGACGAUAUUUUGUCGGAACAUGAUGAAAUUGUCUUCGCCAGAACUUCGCCGCAACAAAAAUUGGUCAUUGUCGAAGGCUGUCAAAGACUAGGCGCCAUUGUGGCAGUCACUGGAGAUGGUGUUAAUGAUUCGCCUGCUCUUAAGAAAGCUGAUAUCGGAGUUGCCAUGGGGAUAUCAGGUUCUGACGUGAGCAAGCAGGCGGCCGAUAUGAUUCUACUUGAUGAUAACUUCGCUUCUAUUGUGACUGGAGUUGAAGAAGGGCGUUUGAUAUUCGACAACCUGAAGAAAUCUAUCGCGUACACGCUGACGAGUAACAUUCCGGAGAUCAGUCCGUUCCUCUUUUACAUUACUGCCAACAUCCCACUGCCGCUCGGGACUAUAACAAUCCUGUGCAUCGACCUGGGCACGGAUAUGGUUCCUGCUAUUUCACUGGCAUACGAGAAGGCUGAGUCUGAUAUCAUGGAUAGGAAGCCGAGAGAUCCUCUUAAGGAUAAAUUAGUCAAUAAUAGGCUGAUUAGCAUGGCUUACGGACAGAUAGGGAUGAUCCAGGCUUGCGCGGGUUUCUACGUUUACUUCGUAAUCAUGGCGGAAAAUGGAUUUACUCCUCUAAGACUGCUAGGCCUGCGAGUUGAAUGGGACUCACCAAGUGUUAAUGACCUUUUGGACUCAUAUGGACAAGAAUGGACAUACGGCCAAAGGAAGGUUCUGGAGUACACCUGUCACACCGCCUUCUUUGCCUCAAUAGUAAUUGUGCAAUGGGCUGAUUUGAUUAUCUGCAAGACUAGGAUGAAUUCAGUUAUUCACCAAGGGAUGACUAAUUAUAGACUUGUGUUUGGACUCUUCUUCGAGACAACGCUGGCCAUCUUCCUGGCCUACUGCCCAGGACUGGAUAAGGGCUUAAGAAUGUAUCCCUUGAAAUGGACCUGGUGGUUUGCCCCUCUUCCGUUCAGUGUGGUCAUUUUGCUGUACGACGAGAUAAGGAAGGCCAUUAUGAGAGGACAGUCAGAAGGAUGGCUGAAAGAUGAAACCUAUUAUUAA